Charadrius vociferus (killdeer) is the source of this 2637-nucleotide messenger RNA. Its product is annotated as villin-1-like. Gene Ontology annotation, cellular component: cytoplasm; actin cytoskeleton. NCBI's taxonomy places the organism in Eukaryota, Metazoa, Chordata, Aves, Charadriiformes, Charadriidae. Bases 46 to 2637 code for a protein of 863 amino acids. Gene Ontology annotation, biological process: actin polymerization or depolymerization; cytoskeleton organization; barbed-end actin filament capping. Gene Ontology annotation, molecular function: actin filament binding; phosphatidylinositol-4,5-bisphosphate binding. The transcript has 20 exons. The record is from RefSeq and is a predicted model, not a curated record.
ACCUGUGAGGACACCGUGCGCUUUCCGGCGAGCUCAGACUGCAGGAUGACAGACGGUAACACAAACCUCCCGACUAUCGAGAGAAAGCUGGGACUGCAGAUAUGGGGCAUAGAGAAUAUGAAGAUGGUUCCUGUACCUGAAAAGGCUUAUGGGACGUUUUUUGAAGGGGACUGUUACAUAGUUCUGCAUAUCAAAAGAACCUCUCGCGGCUCCGCUGUGGAUUUGCAUUACUGGAUUGGCAAGGAUUCAUCUCAGGAUGAGCAAGGCGCCGCGGCCCUGUAUGUCACCCAGCUGGACAAUGCACUCCAGGGCAACCCCGUGCAGCACCGGGAGGUGCAGGGACACGAGUCUGAGACCUUCCAAAGCUAUUUCCGCAAUGGCAUUAUCUACAAGAAGGGAGGAGUGGCUUCAGGAUUUAAGCACGUGGAGACCAAUAUGUACAACAUCAAGCGUCUUCUUCAUGUCAAGGGCAAGAAGCACGUGUCAGCCACAGAGGUAGCACUUUCCUGGGACAGUUUCAAUAAGGGCGAUGUUUUCUUGCUGGACCUUGGGAAAGUGCUGAUUCAGUGGAACGGACCCAGCUGCAGCAUUGCUGAGAAAUCCAGGGGUCUCGCACUGGCUCGCAGCAUCAGGGACAGCGAAAGAGGCGGCCGAGCUCAGAUCGGCAUCAUUGACAAUGAGAAAGACUCCCCAGACCUCAUGCAGAUCAUGAAGAUGGUGCUGGGUGAGAGGCGCGGGGAGCUCCGAGACGCCAUCCCAGAUACGAAAGCAGAUGAGCUGCAGAAAGCAAAUGUCCGACUCUACCAUGUCUAUGAGAAGGACAACGACCUGGUGGUACAGGAGAUAGCCACCCGGCCCCUGACACAGGAUCUGCUCCAGCACGAGGACUGCUACAUUUUAGACCAAGGUGGUUUUAAGAUUUAUGUCUGGAGAGGAAAAGCCUCCAGCGUGGAAGAGAAAAAAGCAGCCUUCACUCGAGCUGUGGGUUUUAUCCAAGCCAAAGGCUAUCCUUCAUCCACCAACAUUGAAGUGAUCAAUGAUGGAGCAGAGUCAGCCAUGUUUAAACAGCUCUUCCAGAGGUGGACAGAAAAGGAUGAAACACAAGGGUUGGGCAAAGCCUACACUACUGGCAAAAUUGCCAAGGUGGAGCAGGUGAAGUUUGACACCACUCAGCUCCACGCCAGACCAGAGCUAGCUGCUGAGCAGAGGAUGGUAGAUGAUGCCUCCGGGGAGAUUGAGGUGUGGAGGAUUGAGGACUUGCAAAUGCAGCCAGUGAAUCCCAAGACAUAUGGGCAGUUCUAUGGGGGUGACUGCUACCUGGUCCUGUACACCUACCUGAGAUCAGGCAGGCCUCACUACGUCCUCUACAUGUGGCAGGGUCGCCAUGCCUCUGUGGAUGAAAUCACCGCCUGUGCCCUCAAUGCCAUUGAGCUGGACAAGAAGCAUGGGGAUGAGGCCGUGCAGGUGCGCGUGACAAUGGGCAAGGAGCCCACACACUUUCUGGCCAUCUUCAAGGGCAAGCUGAUCAUUUACGAGGGCGGCACAAGCCGGGCUCAGAAAAGCACGCCCGAGCCAGCGAUCCGCCUCUUCCAGGUGAGGGGCACAGAUGAGAUGAACACAAAGGCCACGGAGGUGCCGGCCCGGGCCUCCUCCUUUACCCCCAAUGACGUCUCCCUGCUAACGCCCAGCCAAGUCUGCUACCUGUGGUGUGGGAAGGGAUGCAGUGGAGAUGAGAGGGAGAUGGCAAAGAUGGUAGCUGACAUCGUCUCCAAACGGGACAAGCACACCAUUUUGGAGGGACAAGAGCCAGCAGAAUUCUGGGAAGCCUUGGGAGGCAAAGCACCUUACGCCAGUGAAAAGAGGUUUCAAGAGCAGGUCACGCACUACCAGCCUCGCCUCUUUGAGUGCUCCAACCAGACGGGUCGAUUCAUCAUGACAGAGGUGGUGGGAUUCUGCCAGGAAGACUUGGACGAAGAUGACGUCAUGCUGCUAGACACAUGGGAAGAGAUUUUCCUUUGGGUUGGCAAAGCCUCCAACACGUAUGAGAGGAACGAGGCAGUUGCCUCGGCUAAGGAGUAUCUCAAGACCCAUCCGGCAGGGAGAGACUUGGCAACUCCGAUAAUACUGGUGAAGCAGGGCUAUGAACCCCUCAACUUCACAGGGUGGUUCAACGCUUGGGACCCCUACAAAUGGAGCGAUGGCAAGUCCUAUGAGGAGAUGAAGAAUAGCUUGGGAGACGUGUUGGCUAUAUCCGAGAUCAAAGUGGACCUUAACAACAUCAGCCUGAACAAGAGAACCCUCAGCAUGACCAACUUGACUGGUUCAAGUAUGGCAAGUGCUUCCCCAGAGUGUAAAUCACACUUCAACCACAGUGACAGCAACAGCUACAGCAACAGCAGCAACUACAACAGCAACAGCAGCCCUUGCCUGGUGCCCAACGGUGAAGGAGUUUACUCACGAGAGGUGCUGAUGAAUAAGACGGUGGAUGAACUCCCAGAAGGCGUGGAUCCCACUAAAAAAGAGUACUAUCUCUCUGAUGCCGAUUUCCAUGAUAUCUUUGGGAAGUCCAAGGAUGAGUUCUACCAGAUGCCCAAAUGGAAGCAGCAGAAUGAGAAGAAGCAAUGUGGACUAUUCUGA